Lactuca virosa is the source of this 1530-nucleotide messenger RNA. Lineage: Eukaryota; Viridiplantae; Streptophyta; Magnoliopsida; Asterales; Asteraceae. The record is from the annotation of a GenBank genome assembly.
GGAAUAGUGACUAUUCCAUUCACCUUCCGCGUCCUCCGCUGCUCGACACCUAUUGUCCACCGCUGGGUCUUCCAGUCAGAAGAAGACAUAUGUUAUUCAUCGUCAAUCGUUUUCCUUCGUCUUAUCACCAUUUUAAUAUCUUUUCAAUUGUUGUUCGUCGAAUUCGUGUCUUCUUGAAAGAGCACCGCCAUCAUCAUCUUCAUCGUUUCUCACACCAUUUUCUAUUUUCCGUCUAAUGAUUUCUUUGUUCAUAUCUCAACGGAGGAAGACAAACUUCACUUUAUGAACAAAUUCUCGAUUUGACGUCGUGUUCGCUCCCAUCUGUUUCUAUAUACGAUUAGGGUUGUACGCCUUUUUUUUUCCAACUCUCGCAUUCCUGUUUUUCGUUGUUACAGUUACCUUUUUGUGUUUUUGUGAUGUACAGGUCGUCGGAGAUGAUGAAGUGCAAAGUCUUGCGACAUUGCCACCGGUGGAGAAGAAGACCCGAAAAAACCAUGGCUCUGUCAAUUAAUACCUCUCAUCGCUCCCCUUGCUCUGUGAAACGUUGGCUUCCACUUCUCCUGUCACCUUCACCGUCGUCAUCUACCAACUGUAUAAAUCGGGUCUCAACCAACAAAAGCCCUAAACUCUGAUAGAUUUGUAAGGAGCGAUGAUUGUACAUGCUCAAUCGAUAAUUUAUUUUUUUAGGCACCUUUUAUAUGAACCAUUGUUCCAAAUUGAUUGAUUACAACAUCAAUUGCUUUAAAAGAAGGGGCACCUGAAAGGAUAUUGUUUUUGGGUUAAGAUUCUGUUUUCAGAUGUUGAUGUUAUUUUCCCUGAUUCCUUUUGUUCAUUCCAUUGGUUUGGUCCAGGUAAUGCAAUCUGAUAACGUUUAGUAUUGUAGUGGCUCUUUCAGGUUAUGAGUUUCAGAUGGAUUUUUGCAUAAAGUUAUGGGCUAAUUGUUUAUAGGCAAAUUGAGCAUUUUUUUCUUCAAAAAAUUAGGACAUUUGUUGAUAAUGAAUCAACUUUACUGUAGUAGACAUAUUGGUUGCAUGAAUGAGCUUACUGAAAAAGCUUUGAUAUGUGAUGAUCUAAAACUUUUUGCUUUUAUUGUAUAUCGAUGAAAGUUGUCUAUAUAUCUUGAUUGCUUCUAAACUCAUUUUUGCUCUAUAGGAAAUCGUACAGUGUAGUGUGUGUUCGUAUUUGUUCGUUGUGCAUUACUUCAUUACCUUUUUGUCGUUGUUAUUUUGUUGUAUUUCAUAUUUGGCAUUAACAAAAUGUUUUUCUAUUCUAGACUUUUAGUUUGCUGACAAAUUAUUUUGUUUUGUUUAGUUGAUUAAUUCUAUUGCUACUCAUCCACUUCGGCUUAGUAUGUUUGUUAGCGGUAGAAUUGGAAAAAAAAAAGUUAAUUAAAUUGAGCUAAAUAUAGCUUGGGAAUCUUUGGUAGUGGAAGGCAUUUUGGGUAAUUUAGGUUUUAUUUUUGUUAGAGGUUUAGCUAUAUGAUGGGAUCAAUGAAGGGGAGGGUAUCACCAAAGGUGUUAAAAUGGGUGG